AUGGAAAAGCGAACGUCAAACGAACCUGCGGCUUCCACGAAAGAGGAUCUGUACGAUGUCAAGGGCGAGGGACUCCCCGCGGCCGCUCAAGAUGUGGUAUUGGGAGAAAUGCUCGAGGUCGACGCGACCCCAGAACAGGAGCGGAAAGUGCGAUUGAAGUUGGAUUUAGUACUGCUGCCGAUGAUGGCUGCCUGUUACAUGAUGCAGUACAUGGACAAAUACGUGUUGAGUCAGGCCACGCUAUUCAACCUGCGACAGGACCUUAACCUUGUCGGCGACCAAUUCAACUGGACAUCGGCGAUUUUCUAUUUUGGAUAUUUGGUCUGGAGUUGGCCUAGUUCAUAUCUUAUGGUCCGGUUGCCCAUUGGAAAGUACCUCAGUGUUUGUGUGUUUCUUUGGGGAGGGUUUCUCUUGUGCCAUGCGGCAGCGAAGAACUUUGCAGGCCUAAUGACAGCCAGAUUCUUCUUGGGAGUUGGAGAAGCAGCGAUCGCCCCAGGUUUCUCUCUCGUCGUUGGUAUGUUCUACACGCGAGAAGAACAACCAGCACGGCAAGCCGCCUGGUAUCUCGGAAACUGUGUUGCCAACCUCAUUAGCGGUGUGGUUGUCUACGGCAUUGGAAACAUCACAAUCCACACUGUCGCUCAAUGGCAAUUGAUCUUCCUCAUCUUGGGAGCAAUCACCGCAAGCCUGGCGUUCUGGCUGGUCGCAUUACUGCCCGAUAGCCCCAAGAAUGCCAUCUUUCUCAACAAGAAGGAACGCGCCAUUGCGCUGCAGCGGACACUGAGGAACAAGACGGGUGUCAUGGAUGUUGACUCGUUUAAGUGGAAUCAAGUGUGGUUGGCCUUCAAAGAUCCACAGACGUGGUUCUUGGUUUUGUAUAACUUUUGCGUCAACCUUUGCAAUGGCGGUAUUACCUCGUUCUCAUCAAUCCUCAUCAACGGCUUUGGGUACGGCCGGCUCAGGUCCCUCCUGAUGCAAAUGCCCAUGGGAGCUGCCCAGAUCGUUUUCCUAGUGAUCACCUCUGGCGUCGCCACUUACGUCAAGUCGACUCGAAUUGCCAUGAUGAUGUUUACUACUUCAUUAUCCAUGAUGGGGAUGAUCCUGAUCUGGAAAUUGGACGCGGACAACAAGGCUGGUCGGCUCACGGGUUUGACCUUUGGCGGCGUGUUCGCUGUCAACAUCCCGCUGUCGCUGAGUUUGGUCAGUUCCAAUGUUGCCGGAUUUACGAAGCGUAGUGUCAUCAGUGCUAUGAUCUUCGUCGCAUACUGCGUUGGGAAUAUCGUUGGGCCUCAGUUCUAUCUUGAAUCGGAGGAGCCAGAUUACCCGACCGGAAUCAAAGCAGCCAUGUGCGGUUUGAUACUGGGCAUUUUCUUCUUAUUCUGCUUGAUGGUGUAUUACAUCUGGGAAAACCGCCGCCGGGACGCGCUAUACGGACCCCCUUCAUUAAUGACGGAGAACGAGGAACUGGAGCAGGACCUGUCCAACAAGACAGAUCAGGAGAUGGAAAGUUUCCGCUAUGUCAUAUAA
Aspergillus chevalieri is the source of this 1527-nucleotide messenger RNA. RefSeq lists its product as uncharacterized. Bases 1 to 1527 code for a protein of 508 amino acids. Gene Ontology annotation, cellular component: plasma membrane. Gene Ontology annotation, biological process: allantoate transport; tripeptide transport; dipeptide transport. The record is from RefSeq and is a predicted model, not a curated record. Lineage: Eukaryota; Fungi; Ascomycota; Eurotiomycetes; Eurotiales; Aspergillaceae. The transcript has 6 exons. Gene Ontology annotation, molecular function: allantoate transmembrane transporter activity; dipeptide transmembrane transporter activity.